Apiotrichum porosum is the source of this 3288-nucleotide messenger RNA. RefSeq lists its product as uncharacterized. Gene Ontology annotation, cellular component: nucleus; microtubule; kinesin complex. The record is from RefSeq and is a predicted model, not a curated record. Gene Ontology annotation, biological process: microtubule-based movement. Bases 1 to 3288 code for a protein of 1095 amino acids. Gene Ontology annotation, molecular function: ATP binding; ATP hydrolysis activity; microtubule binding. NCBI's taxonomy places the organism in Eukaryota, Fungi, Basidiomycota, Tremellomycetes, Trichosporonales, Trichosporonaceae. The transcript is spliced from 9 exons.
AUGGCUCCCCCAACCACAGCAGUACCUCGAACAACUACUCGCUCACGCGCGACCCCAGUCUCCGCCCCGACUCCCGCCACCCGCGUCACCCGCUUACGCGCGGCCAAGGAGUCGGCGGCGACCUCCCCGGCGACUCUCGGCAAGAACCCUCCAACUGGCGCUACAGGCUUCCUGGCGAAGGGCAGGGCCGAGCUGCGCAAGGUGUCGGACAAGUUGAAGGAGAAGGAGAAGGAAAAGGAGGCUGCCAAGGAGGCCGCAAAGAAGGCUGCGGCAGAGAACACGUACACACAGCAACUGCAGGCGUACCUGCGUAUUCGGCCAUCGCCUACCGACAGCGAGCUCCAGCUCUCGCCGUACCUCGAACUGCAGGAUGAGAAGAACGUCGUCAUGCGCCAGCCUGCCGACUCGGGGCGCGCGCACCUCGCAAAGCCUCCACACGUGUACAGCUUUGACCGCGUGUUUGCGCCGGAGACCAGCCAAGCCGACUUCUUUAGCACUACCACCCUCCCGCUUGUUGAGAAGCUCCUCCAGGGCGACAAUGGUCUUGUGUUUGCCUACGGAGUCAGCAACUCUGGCAAAUCGUACUCUAUCCAGGGCCAGACCUCUGGGCUGAACGAGCGUGGAGCGGUUCCGCGUGCCAUUGACGUGGUCUUCAACUCUAUCAAAGGCCAUGAGAGCAAGGCUAACCUCAAGUGCCAAGGCCUCGCCGACGUUAUCCUCACCGACGAAGAUGAGAUCUCACUCCACAGCCUGCCCAUGGAAGCCGAGGACGGAAUUGAUGACACGAUCAAGGUCGAUCGCAACUAUUCGUACGCAGUCUUCGUCUCUUAUGUCGAGGUCUACAACGAGAAGAUCUUUGACCUCCUCGACUCGGUCCUCCCCCAGGCCUCUCGUCCCAAGCUCUCCCAUCUGCCACGCACCAUGAGUAUCGGUGUUGGUGCCUCUAGCGCCGCCCUUGGAUCGUCCAUGAGCCUGGCUGCUAUGGCCAACGGCGGUGGGGGUGUUCUGAAGCGCCGUGCACUUGUGCUCAAGAACGACCCCGAAGGCACUGGCAAGUACAUGUCGGGCCUGCAUGAGAUCCGCGUUCGCACUCGCGAGGAGGCACUUGCCGUCUUCCGCUCUGGCCAGCGUGCCCGCCAGGUGUUUGGAACCAUGGCCAACCGCGAGAGCUCGCGCAGCCACGGUAUCCUCACUCUCAAGGUCGUGCGUGUCCACAACGGCGCACCCGAGGACCCCGACUCGGCCCAGGUCUCGCGCCUCUCGAUUGUCGACCUCGCCGGCUCGGAGCGUACUCGCAACACCGGCACGACCGGUGACCGCCUCAAGGAGGCCGGCAACAUCAACAAGUCUCUCAUGGUCCUCGGCCAGUGUCUCGAGGUUCUGCGUGCCAACCAGCAGAAGAUGGCUGCUCCAGGACCUCUGAGCGCCAGGAAGAAGGUCGCCAUCGUCCCCUUCCGCCACUCCAAACUCACCGAGAUCUUCCAGAGCUUCUUUGUCGGUGACGGCCGCGCCGUCAUGGUGGUUCAUGUCAACCCCUAUGACACUGGUUUUGACGAAAACUCGCACGUCAUGCGGUUCUCUGCCAUUGCGCGCGAGAUUCAAACCACAGCCGUCAAAGUCAACUCCUUCCCGACACUCAAGCGCCAGAUCAGCUCGCAACUUAGCGCGGUCCGUAACGUUCUCACUGGCCACCACCACACUGGCCAGAAGAUCAAGGUCGUUGUCCCCGUCAUGCCCAAGACCGCCGUCACGCCUGUCACUGUGGCGACCUCGACCAGCUCAUUCUCCCGCCCCACAGCCAGCAGCAACAGCCGUACAAGCACCGCCCUGCCGCGUCCCACUACUCGCGUUCCGUCCCGCACUCCUUCCCGCCCGCCUACUCGUCCCCAGACUCCUCGUGAGGCCGAGCCCGAGGUCUUUGAGGUUGUUGAGGAGGAGAUUGAGGUCAUCGAGGAGGACGCCGAGGAGGAAGAGGACGAUGACCACGAUUACCUCGUCGACUAUCUCUUUGAGCAGCUGAAGGAGCUCAAGACCAUGCUCUAUGAGAGCGAGAUGCGCAACGCCUCGCUCGAGGUCGAGAUUCGCGAGGAGUGCGCAUUUGACAUGCAGGAGUCCAUCCAACGCCUCAAUGCGGCCUUCAACGAGCGUCUUAAGACUCAGGCUGCCUUCGGUGAGGAGAAGGCCGACAUGAAGCUCGACAUUAUGCAGCGUGCUCUGGAGGCCAACGAGGGCGACACGUCGUUUGACGAGAGCUUUGCCACAGAUGAUGCUGGCAACACGACGAUGGAAUCCGUUGAGAGCGUCUUGAACGACGACGAGGACGACCCGUUCGCCCCCUCGCCUCCUGGCAAGUCCACCCACGCGGACAAGCCCGGUCUCAUCCACUUUGACAAGGUCGAACUCGAGCCUGUGACACAGCCCGCCGCUUCCCUCCUCUCCGAGUCUGAGGACGAGGACGAGUCUGAAUCCGGAGUCGAGACCGCGUCCGAGGGUGAAAUUACUCGUAACUCUAUCGCCGAGCCCGACGUCUCGCACAUCUCGCACGCUUCUGCCGCCGAGGAUGUCGAGGAGACGCACUCUGAGAACGAGUCCGCAGGCGAGGACUCCGACAGCGACGUCACCGAGGGCGCUUCCGGCUUCCACGACGGCGACGUGACUCGCGAAAGUGAGGCCAGCCAUGCGGGAGAGGUUAGCGGCGACUUUGAGACCACCGCUGAGGUGGAGGAGAAGGAUGAGCCUAUGGAUAUCGACGAGAAGCCUGCAUCUGGCGCUCAGCUUCAGGCGCACGAUGUCGCCGAGGACGACGACGCUGAGGAGGGCUCGGUGGACUUUGAUGAGGAGAACGACAGCGAAGAGGACUCUGAGGAGGACGAUGAAGAAGACGAGGAGGACGAGGAAGAGGAAGACUCCUUUGCCGAUUCGUCGUUCGCCGAAACCGCCUCGACAGUGUCGUCGGAGCCGUCCCCACCCCGCCGCAUGUCCCGCAAGACCAUCUCCCCAACCAAGCGCGUCGCCGGAACCCCGGUCAAGAAGACUGCUGCCUCCCGCACGCCCAAGGUGUCUACUGCAAAGGGUACACCUCUGGUCGAGCGUAUGCGUCAAGACUCUGAACCUAUCGCCAUCCCAAUUAGCGACAGUGAUGACGACGAGGUGGCCAUUGUCAAGGCUCCCAAGUCUGCCAAGAAGCGCACUCUGGGCAAGCGGAUCGUCACCGAGGAUGAGAUUGAGGCCCAGGAGAGCAGAGCUAUUGGUGGCGCCGAGGUGCGUCGUAUGGUGCGUGGAGUUUAA